AUGACUGCCCGAACAGAAAUCGAGCACCGCAACCUCUAUUACAAGCGCCGUUCAUCGUGCAGUGGCCUUUACAAAAGUGAACCAAUGAAGACCCGAUCAGCCACAUCAGCAACUACAGAAGGAGAAACAAGCGCCGCCCGAGAAGAAGAGAUGAUCCGAUCGAGAGAGCCACGUGUCAAAUCGACAUCUGUAUGCAUGGGGUCCCUUCAAUUGGAAGGUGAACGUCGUCUUACGAAACCUCCACCUCGGACACUCAACGAUUUUCAAUUUCUGAGUCCUGAAACUCUAACAAUGCAAAACUAUGAGCUCCAAACGAUCAGACCGCCCGCAAUUUCAACAUCAGAAAUUUUUUGUGAACCUCCACCGGUAUACAUCUACCGAGUGAUCCCGCCGCAUGAAAGACACAUUUCAUCGAAAAAGCCGCCAAAUAAGGUUGUGGAAUAUAUGAAAGAACAUAAGCAUACAUUGAUUGCUUGGGGAUUCGGAAUAUUCGCUGUCACAUUGUGCCUUGUCGUGAUUGUUCUUCAAUGUAGAUCGAACUUCAAAUGA
This is a messenger RNA of Caenorhabditis briggsae, 549 nucleotides long. The transcript has 3 exons. NCBI's taxonomy places the organism in Eukaryota, Metazoa, Nematoda, Chromadorea, Rhabditida, Rhabditidae. The coding region runs from base 1 to 549 and encodes 182 amino acids. The record is from RefSeq and is a predicted model, not a curated record.